ACUUUCAACAUUGUUACAAUCCUCCCAUUUCCUGCAACACACCAUUUCCAUGUCUCUCUUGAAGGUUAUGCUGUUUUAUCUCUCAACGCUGGACCAUACCUGCUGCCUGGACACUGACAACGAUGGAAAUAUAAAGAGCGAAUAUGAGAGGGGUUCGCCACAAACUGUCAUUAGGUUGACAGAGAUGGGAUGCUGAUUUGGGAAUCUCCCCUGGAGAGCAAGAAGCGCCCAGCUGCACCAUGACUGUUUUCAACCAGGAGAAUGUGGAGGAUUAUUACGAUAUUGGAGAUGAGCUCGGAAGUGGUCAGUUUGCUGUGGUGAAGAAAUGCCGUAAUAAGGGCACUGCUGUGGAGUAUGCAGCCAAAUUUAUCAAAAAGAGGCGCAGCAAAUCCAGUCGGCGAGGGGUCUCCAAAGAAGACAUUGAGAGGGAGGUCAGCAUACUGAAGGAAAUCAAACACCCCAAUGUCAUCACCCUGCACGAUGUGUUUGAAAACAAGAACGAGGUCAUUCUCAUCUUGGAGCUUGUGGCAGGUGGAGAACUCUUUGACUUCCUGGCUGAGAAAGAGUCAUUGAGUGAAGAGGAGGCCACCUCGUUCCUCAAGCAGAUCUUGGAUGGAGUCAGUUAUCUGCACUCUAAACAGAUUGCCCACUUUGAUCUGAAGCCGGAGAACAUCAUGCUGUUGAACCGGAGUGUGCCUCACCCCCGCAUUAAGCUCAUUGACUUUGGCCUGGCCCACAAGAUCGAUUUUGGCAACGAUUUCAAAAACAUCUUUGGUACCCCAGAGUUUGUAGCUCCUGAAGUGGUAAACUACGAGCCCCUUGGCCUGGAGGCAGACAUGUGGAGCAUAGGUGUGAUCACUUAUAUACUGCUCAGUGGUGCAUCACCUUUCCUGGGUGAAAAUAAGCAGGAGACACUUGCCAAUGUGUCGGCUGUGGAAUAUGAGUUCGAUGAGGAGUUCUUCAGCAACACCAGUGCUCUGGCCAAAGACUUCAUUGCACAGCUACUGAUCAAAGAUCCAAAAAAAAGAAUGACAAUUCUGGACAGUCUUCAACAUCCCUGGAUUAAGCCAAAGGACACACAACAGGCACUGAGCCGUAAGGAGUCGGCUGUGAACAUGGAGAAAUUUAAGAAGUUUGCUGUCCGAAGGAAGUGGAAGCAAUCGGUGCAUCUCAUCUCUCUGUGUAACCGGCUCUCGCGCUCCUUCCUGUCGAGGAGCAACAUGAGUGUGGCACGCAGUGAUGACACAUUGGAUGAAGAAGACUCAUUUGUGAUAAAGGCUAUUAUCCACGCAAUCAACGACGACAAUGUUCCAGGCCUGAAACACCUGCUUGGCUCUCUGACCAGUUAUGAUAUCAACCAACCCAACAAGCAUGGAACCCCUCCACUCCUGAUCGCAGCAGGAUGUGGAAAUGUCCAGAUCAUUGAUGUGCUAAUGAAAAAAGGGGCGGAUAUUCAAGUACUUGAUAAGACUGGAGCCAACGCUAUCUACCAUGCAUCCCGACAUGGCCAUGUGGGGACCUUAAGAUUCCUGCAUGAAAAGAAGUGCCCUCUGGACAUCCAAGAUAAGUCUGGAGAAACUGCUCUGCAUGUGGCAGCUCGCUAUGGUAACAUGGAAGUUGUCCAAUACCUUUGCAGCAUCCAUGCCAACCCUGACCUACCAGACCGGGAGCAUGAGACACCUCUGCACUGUGCAGCCUGGCACGGUUACUCCACGGUGGCCAGAGCUCUGUGUGAGGCUGGCUGUGAUGUCAACGUCCGGAAUCGUGAAGGUGAGAGCCCAUUGCUCACUGCAUCCGCCCGUGGUUUCAAGGAUAUUGUGGAGUGUCUGCUGGAGCAUGGGGCGGACAUGGACUCCGUUGAUAAGGAUGGUCAUAUUGCUCUACAUCUGGGAGUGAGGAGGUGUCAGAUUGAAGUGGUUAAGUGUUUGCUUAGCCAUCACUGCUAUGUGGACCACCAGGAUCGUCUCGGCAAUACGCCCCUUCACAUCGCCUGCAAGGAUGGCAACUUGCCUGUUGUCAUGCAAAUCUGUGCUGCUAAAGCCAAUCUAGACAUUCCUAACAAAUUUGGAAGAACACCUCUCCAUCUGGCAGCUAGUAGCGGUGGUCUGGAGGUGGUGCGUCAUCUCUGCGUUGCAGGAGCCAACACUGAGGCCAUUACUAAUGAUGGAAAGACAGCAGAAGAUCUGGCAAAUGCUGAACAUCAGGAACAUGUAGCAGUGCUGCUGGCCAAACUGAAAAAGGACAACCAUAAAACCAUUUACAUCCAGCAGCUGCGGCCUACACAGACCCUCCAACCUCGUAUUAAAUUCAAGCUGUUCGGCCAUUCAGGAGCCGGGAAGAGCACUCUGGUGGAGUCUUUAAAGUGUGGGAUCUUGCGGAGUUUCUUCAGGAGGAGGAGAACCAGACUGACCAAUCCUGUCCGACACCCUGCCUCUCCGGUCAGCUCCAAACCUUCAGUGUCUGUGAGCAUCUCUAACCUGUACCCGGGCUGUGAGAAUGUAAGUGUGCGUAGCCGCAGUAUGAUGUUUGAGCCCAGUUUGACUAAAGGAGUUCUGGAGGUCUUCAGUCCCGUACACAAUGCUCUCUCUAUGGCCGACGACACUGCCACCAAAGCCAUCGACAUCCAGAAUGCCAAUGUCAAUGGUGUAGGAGACUUCAGUAUAUGGGAGUUCUCUGGUAAUCCAGUCUACUACUGCUCAUAUGACUACUUUGCUGCAAAUGAUGCCACCGCGAUUCACCUGGUUUUAUUCAGUCUGGAGGAGCCCUAUGAGACUCAGCUGAACCAGGUCACAUUUUGGCUCAACUGCCUCAAGGUUCUCACUCUGCCCGAGGACAACAUUGCCUUUGGAGGGAAGAUCAGGAAUCCACUGCAUGUGGUGCUGGUGGCCACACAUGCUGACAUUGUGAAUCUGCCUCGAUCAUUUGGUGGAGAGUUUAGCUAUGACAAGGAGAGAUCUCUUCUGAAAGAAGUCCGAAACAGGUUUGGGAAUGAUCUGCAGAUCGAUGAGAAGCUCUUUAUCAUGGAUGCAGGAGCAUCCAACUCCAAAGACAUAAAGCUGCUGAGAAACCUUCUGUUAGAGCUCCGAAACAACAUAAUCUCAACCUGCAGGCCUAUGACUCAGUUAGCAGAGAAGCUGUUGUCCACUCUGCCCUCCUGGCGCAAAUUGAAUGGGCCAAACCAGCUAAUGUCAUGGCAGCGUUUUGUUGUGGAUGUGCAGGAUCAAAUCAACCCUUUGGCCAGUGAAGAUGAUCUGCGGGAACUGGCUUUACAACUUCACAGCAUGGGAGAGAUUAACAUCAUGCAGAGUGAGACUGUCCAAGACGUUGUCCUAUUAGACCCUCGGUGGCUGUGUAGUAAUGUACUCUGCAAGCUUCUCUCUAUUGAAACCCCCAAAGCCAUCCACCAUUACCGCGGCCGCUACCGCAUAGAAGAACUCCAAACUCUUGUCUCUGAAGGUGACAUUGAUGAACUUCUCCAGGUGCUGGAUGCCAUGGAUGUAUGUGCACGGGACUUGGCCAACCCUGGUAUGGUUGAUAUCCCUGCCCUCAUACGCACAGGUGGCCUGCAGCACACCUGGACUGACGAGGAAGACAUCGAAGGGGAAGACACUUUGCUUUACGGUGGAGUGCGCUUGGUCCCUGCAGAGCACUUGGCGCCUUUUCCUUGUGGACUCUUCCAUAAGCUGCAAGUGAACUUGUGUCGAUGGAGCCGGCAGCAAAAGCCUGAGGUUGAAGCUGAGGAUGUUCGAUUGUGGACUGGAGGAGCUCGGGUUGUACUUGGUGGUGCUGAGGCUCUGGUUCUGCUUGUUAACCACGGACAGGGCAUGGAGGUACAGUUACGAGGACCUGAAGCAGACCCUGGACGUUGCUAUGCACUGUUGGACACAUUGUGUGGCAUGGCCGAGGGUCUUUUGGCUGCUACAUUGCCUGGUUUGCUUACCGCCCGACAUUAUCUAAGCCCUCAGCAGCUACGGGAGCACCAUGGCCCCAUCAUGCUCUACCAACCGAGGGACUUUUUCCGUGCUCAAGCACGUGGCGAGAACGCCCUAUCCAACACCAUGGGUGGCUAUCGCGAGAGCUUUGUUAGUAUCGUAGCAUUAGGUUGCACCCAGGUCUACAAACAGGGCUGUCUCGGUGGAGAGGUGCACGUGGUGGAGGUCAGUCCUCUGGCCCGACGCAAGCUCUGCCGCCUGCUGGAUCCACCUGAUGCCCUUGGAAAAGACUGGUGUUUACUUGCCAUGAACUUGGGUCUUAGCGAGAUGGCUGCUAAAUACAGUGCUGGCACCAAUGGGACUCCGCCUACAGACCCACUUUCCCUCCCCAGCCCAACAGCCGCACUUCUGCAAGAGUGGAGCCAGCGACAAGAUUCGACCAUAGGUGUUUUGGUUGCAAAAUUGCGAGAACUUGGCCGUCGCGAUGCGGCGGAUUUCCUUCUUAGAGCUGCGCCAGUGUUCCGGGGCAAUGUGGAGAUUCUGGGCACUCCACCAGAGCCCUACAGCCCGGUGUGCAAUGGGGGCGGCACUUCUUACAACUCCAUCAGUUCCGUGAUCUCUCGUUAGGACACAGUGUUUCACUGUCUGUAGAGAAACGUGCAAUUUAACCAGUGGAGUGGUGUUAAAUCUCAGCUUCCUGGUUUUGUAAGGCUGAAGUAUUUGAAUUAGAUACUACGUUCAUAUUCAUGUUGUUGCCCGUUGCAAUUUCUUGAAUGUUCAUCCUCUGUAUCUCUGAAACUGUGCCUGUGUACAUUUUUCCUGCAAAUCUGUUAUUGAUUGUCUCACAUUCCCAAGGGGAAACUGCAGUAGAGUUUUCUUAAAAUGCCCUUAUUCUACAGUUUUAAAUUCUUUUAUAUAUUCAGACAACUGUUAUGGCAUAAUUAUACAAAAUUUGAUGACUGAAUGAUAGAUCACCAAGUGCUUGGCAGCAUUACUUGAUAAAGAGAUAAUGACUCAAACAACAGAGUGCCUUGAAGAUGGUAAGUUUUUGUCAAAGAGCCAUCUUUCUAGAUUUCAAAAUUGGAUGUGCCGUGUGCCACCUACUUAGGCCAUAGCCACACUAAUCCAUUAAUUUGAAAACAUAGUUUUCAGUUUCCUAACGUUGCCAUUUUCCACAAUAUGUGGUCAUUUUCGAGCAUUUACGAAACAUCAUUAUGUUGGUGGAAAACGCUGCUCUAGUGUGGAUGAGAAACGUAAAUAGUGAAAUCAAUACGUUUUCAAACAAAAAUUUAUUGGUGUGGACAUGGCCUGAAAUUAGUUAAAACACAUGUUUCAAUGUUUACCCUUCUUAUAAAACCUUUUGAUGAACAUAUCUAUGGUGAAACAAUAGAUUUAAACCUAUUCUCAAAUAUACAACAGUGGGUAGUUUAAAUUUUCUGCCUGGACAUUCCCUCUUGCAGUAAUAGACAUCAUAUUUCAGACAAGAGUUUUAUUCGACAAAUCAAGCACACACACACACACAAAACAUUGCUUGAAACACAAAAUACAUGCUACCUUAUUUUAAAGUCUAGUUCUUAAGAUCUUUUGUCCUUGUGUAUUUGCUGACAUUAACAUUUGUAAAAUAUUGCAGUCCUGGCAACUUGCCAAAUGGAAAUGAUGACAUAUUCCAGGCAUUAAAAUGUUUUAAAAAUAAUGUCUUCUGCAUCUGUUGAUUAGCAUGAAUAUUGUUAUAAUUGUUCAACUGUUGUCUUACUAUUUUCUGUUUCAGACAUUUACACUGUUGUUGUGCUUUUAAGUCAAGUUUAAUUUGUGCUGACUAUACACUUGAGAAAUAAACCAAAUAAAACAACAGCACUAUUUUAAGGGAUUGAAAUUGGGCAAAGGUGUCCAAAAAUGUAUUUGUAUUUGCAGUGCUGUAGUUAAGCUGUAACAAUACUGAUGUUCCUCAGUUAUAUUUCUACUAGAAAUAUUUAAAUGAAUAGCCAUUGAUUAUUUCUGAUUGGAUUGUAUAGAAUGUGGUAUGCUGGACUCAGAUGCAGUAACAAUUUGAAAACUGUUGAUGGUAGUAAAGACUGUUUCAUGUAAACACAUACCAUUGCUUUCCUUCUUAAGAACAAAUGCAGUUUUGUGUUUUUGUCUGAAAAAUUACCAAGAACUCUGAACUGUCCCAUAUAUUAUUUUGCAACCAGUCUUUCCCCCAAAUCUUUUACCAAAAUUACAAACAACAAACUUUUUAAAGGGAACUAGGCAUAUGUUGUUCUCAUUCCAAAAGAACAUGUUUAUGUUGUGAUUAAGUCUAUGUAUUAUGGAGCUUUUUCUCUGUUUAGCUGUUAUUCAUGAUUUCCCAUUUUAAGACACUUAACAAGGUACAUCAGAGUGGAAUGUAUCCUGUUGUAUUUAAGACUUGUACAGUCAUCUCUUUGCACAAGACCUUUGCCACUAUUUAUAUUAUGUUCUGAACGCAUGUCUCUGAAUGCUCAUAAUACUUCCUUAACUUUACAGUGUACUGAUUUUUUUAUAAUAAAUGGUUU
Molecule: messenger RNA, 6463 nt
Organism: Xyrauchen texanus (razorback sucker)
Lineage: Eukaryota; Metazoa; Chordata; Actinopteri; Cypriniformes; Catostomidae
Product: death-associated protein kinase 1-like
Exons: 26
Coding region: 240-4559 (1439 amino acids)
Biological process (GO): protein phosphorylation; positive regulation of apoptotic process; intracellular signal transduction
Cellular component (GO): cytoplasm; nucleus
Molecular function (GO): ATP binding; protein serine/threonine kinase activity; protein binding
Source: RefSeq, a predicted model, not a curated record